This is a messenger RNA of Alternaria atra, 1539 nucleotides long. RefSeq lists its product as uncharacterized. The coding region runs from base 1 to 1539 and encodes 512 amino acids. Lineage: Eukaryota; Fungi; Ascomycota; Dothideomycetes; Pleosporales; Pleosporaceae. The record is from RefSeq and is a predicted model, not a curated record. The transcript is spliced from 3 exons.
AUGCGCAGCCUGCCCAAGUACUGGCGCGUAAAAAGAGCAGAGGAUGGAUCCGGUUCAAACGUACCUGCACCCCGACCAGACUACCGUCAUUGGGUCAAUCCGAUGUGGAUGAUAAGCUCUUUCAUCGCAGGCAUUGUUCUUGCUGUCGCACACCACGUCUAUUAUGCAAAGCUCAAUAAUAUGCUCGUUGGUUCUGCUGCAAGGCAGCAAUGGCCUUUAAGGAAUACUACCAGUUCUCUGCUUUUGUUGCAUGCUGAUCAUCUUAGAUUCGGUACCACAUUUGCCUUCUUGUUCAAGGCUUGCCUCGCGAAUGCGACAGGCAUAGCUUAUGUCCAAUGGGUUUGGCAACAGUGUCGUCAGAAGGCUAUUCAAAUAGGCGCAAUUGAUGCCGCUUUGUCUGUGGAUCGCAACAUCUUCAUGUUCCUCAAUCUGGAGUUUCUCGUCAAGUUUCCAUUUGCUGUAGGACUCAUGGUGAUCUUUUGGUGCAUUCCUAUAUCAUCCCUGAUUACUCCAGCAACUUUAGGUGUCGCAUCGAUGCCGGAUGCAACGCUGCAUACAGUAUCCGCAUACCAACCCGCCAUUAGUAAUUUCGAGAGUGAUACAUGGUAUGUUUACUCACCCCGAGCGUCACAACCAACCAAGUUACAGCAGAUGUUCACUGUCAUAGCCGGUACAGGUGAACUGCUUAGACUUAGUCCUCCAGGGAAUCUACAAAACAUCACUUACACUAUAGAUUUGAUCGUUCCCCUAGUACGCUGUCAAACCAACAAUAUAACUGUACAACCAACAACUGCCGAGUCCGCCUUUGAUCAAGCUGUUCUCGGGCUCGAGGGGAGCAUAGUCGCCGAGAGCUCGAUCUUCCAUCCAGAAAAUUUGACUUUCACGGCGGAUGCCACUGAUUAUCGUGGUGAGCGGAACAAAAGAAAUUUCCGAGGACAGAUUGGUUACUACGCAAUGGAGCCUGACGUCCAAACCACAUCCAACUACCUUGGCGAACUAUGGAUCGCUGUUGCAGAAGUAUCAGAAGGCAAAUAUACCUGGCCUAGCACAUUCCCAACUUCAUAUAGCGCCAGCUUCUACACUUGCUUCUUACGAAAUACUCCGGUGGCUACCGACGUGUCAUUCAUGGACAAUAUACAGACACUGCACGCCAUCGCUAUAAAAGAGAUGGAUAUGGUCACGUACGAUGACGACCGCGUAGCGGGCAACGAAACCUCUGCUAACUGGGCUCUCGAUAAUUACCAAGCUUUUGGAGACCUACUUUUCGACUUGCUCUCUGGUUUCACGAUGGUCAGUGAGGUUGAAGAUAGCGAUAUUGGUUGGAACUGGAUGACGACUAUGGACCAAACUGUUUUCGGCACGGCUCAAGAUUUUGCUGUCAUGACGGCUGCAUGGAAAGAUGGAGGACUUGAGGAUUCUGACACUACCCGGGUAAAAAACCUGAGCGCAAUCAUUGAAGAGUUUUCGUUGAACGCGUCUUGGAGUUUGGUGGCAAUGCCGAGAUACAAGUGGGUCUCUUCAUAUUCCAACCGAAAGUAA